This is a messenger RNA of Rhizoctonia solani, 843 nucleotides long. Its product is annotated as ribosomal L5P family C-terminus. The transcript has a single exon. Gene Ontology annotation, molecular function: RNA binding; structural constituent of ribosome. Bases 1 to 843 code for a protein of 280 amino acids. Gene Ontology annotation, cellular component: cytosolic large ribosomal subunit; ribosome. The record is from RefSeq and is a predicted model, not a curated record. Gene Ontology annotation, biological process: translation. NCBI's taxonomy places the organism in Eukaryota, Fungi, Basidiomycota, Agaricomycetes, Cantharellales, Ceratobasidiaceae.
AUGUCUCAGACGCGCACCCAAUUAUCUUUGGCUGGUGCACGAUGCAAAAGCACAGUCGUUCCUCCGGUUGACAUCCGACUGGGAGAUACCCACACACCUCGAUGCCAAGCGCAUUUCGAAAACACACUGGCAGACGACUUGCUCUACCUCACAUACAACCACAACUCGACGAUUCACCCACCUACGCCAGCUGUGCCUCCACGAUGGGACAUGACUAAUCCGUACGCCAGGAACCGUCCUCCGCCCUCGCCGCGCGGUAACCGACCGCUCCAGUCGUCAGGUCUACCCACGACCGCGGACAAUUUGCCCCGUCUCGAAAAGAUAAUCCUACACACAAUGAUCAAAGAUGCCAUCACGAAUAAAUCUCACCUACUCGGACCUAUGAUGGCUCUCCGCGCUAUAUCUGGCCAGACCAACAGGGGCGGAGGCCAGCGCGCCCAUCAGGGUGUCAAAAUCUGCUACUCGCGCGCCGCAUCUGCCGCGUUCCGACUCCGCCCGGGCGUACCCAUCUCACUCCAAGUCGAACUGCACGGUCCCCAAAUGUACGAGUUUAUCAACACUCUUGUCGAAUUUGUCCUCCCGCGGAUGAGAGAGUUUCGAGGUGUGAGCAUGCCCCCUGCGAGUGCGGCCAAGUCGAGCCCGAGUGCGAUGGCGGGUGUGGUUGCGUUUGGUCUCCCCAAGGAGGCGUUUGCGCUUUUCCCGCAGCUGGAGGUGAAUUUGGAUUCGUAUCCGAGGAUGUGUGGGAUGCAUGUGCAUUUUAUAACUAAUCUCAGAGGGAGGGAUGCACAGCAGCGUGCGAGAGCUUUGGUUUCUGGGUUUCAGAUUCCAUUUGUGAGGGCGUAA